GUGUUUUGUGUUUGAGAAACAUGGAGGUACAACUAGGUACAACAGGAGAAAGACAAAAUACCCAAUUUAAAAUAAUACAGUUUAUAUAAAUAAUUAAGAGCGAUAAUAACAUGAAGAAGAAUAUUCUUCUAGUGUGUCCGAUUCUCCCAUCUGCUGGGGUUCCAUGGGAUUUCUUUUUGAUUUACAGAUAAACAAGUACGUUUGUAGUUGUAAACAAAGUCAUCUUAACUGCCUACCUGGAUUUGUUUUCGCGGAAAGAGAGAUUUUGGUUUGGGAAAAUAAAUCGCCAGUUGUUUUUUUUUCCACGGGACAGAGCGAAAAAUGGGGGGUCUGAGCAGCAGGCUGGGGGCGUCAGCGGUUGGGAGGCCAGGGGGUGCCGUGGAGUCGAGGCACAGCUGCGAGUGCAGGAAGAGGAAGCGGAACAUGGGGUGCCAGUGUGACAGCGAUGGGGAAGAGGACCCGGACCGCCUGCUUAACACGCCACUCAGGAAGAAGCUCAAAACUACAUCGAAGUACAUUUACCAGACCCUGUUCCUGAAUGGAGAGAACAGUGACAUCCGUAUCUGUGCUCUGGGCCAGGAGUGGAAUCUCCAUAAGGUCUACCUCUGCCAGUCGGGCUAUUUCUCCAGUAUGUUCAGUGGCUCCUGGAAGGAGUCCAGCAUGACCGUCAUCGAGCUGGAGAUCCCAGACCAGAACAUUGAUACUGAGGCUCUGCAGGUGGCGUUUGGGUCUUUGUACCGAGAUGAUGUUCUAAUCAAGCCCAGCCGAGUGGUCAGCAUCCUGGCAGCAGCCUGCAUGCUUCAGCUGGACGGGCUGAUCCAGCAGUGUGGGGAGACGAUGAAGGAGACCAUCACUGUGAAGACUGUAUGUGGAUAUUACACAUCUGCUGGGACCUACGGCCUUGACUCGGUUAAGAAAGAGUGUUUGGAGUGGCUCCUCAACAACCUGAUGACACACCAGAGUGUGGAGCUGAUGAAGGAGCUCAGCACAGGGAUGAUGGAGCAGCUGGUUAAGUCACCUGAUCUUUUUGUCAUGCAGGUGGAGAUGGAUGUUUACACUGCUCUGAAGAAAUGGACAUUCCUGCAGCUGCACCCCUCCUGGAACGGGCCUGUUAAACAGCUGCUAGCUGACGCAGAUGUCUGGAUUGCUAUGGAGAAGAAAGAGCUGGCGGAAGGGAUGUCGUUCCUGGACACUCCGGAGGGCAUCCCCUUCUUGCCCGUCUUCCGACACGUCCGCCUGCAGUACGUGAUCAACGACCUGGCAUCGGCGCGCAUUGUGGAGCGGGACGCCAUCCUGCCUUCCGAGUGGCUGUCUGCGGUCUAUAAGCACCAGUGGUUUGCCAUGCUGAGGACAGAACAUGACAGUGACACCGGCCCCCAGGAAGCCAAUAAGGAGGAGUUUGAAUUGAACAGUAUGCGAUGUGGAAGAAAGCUGGCCAAGGACGGAGAUUACUGCUGGAGGUGGACUGGGUUCAACUUCGGCUUUGACCUGCUGGUCACCUACACCAACCGCUUCAUCGUCUUCAAGAGGAACACGCUGAGCCAGCCGUGUGGCGGCUCGGUCAGCCUGCAGCCUCGCCGCCACAUCGCGUACAGGCUGCGGCUGGCGUCUUUUGAUGGUAGCGGGAAGCUGGUGUUCAGCCGUUCCACUGGGUAUCAGCUGCUGGCUUUGGAGAAGGACCAGGAGUACGUGGUCAUGAAUCUGGACAGUCGUCUCCUGGUGUUCCCCUUGUUUAUCUGCUGCAACUUCCUGUACACCUCCCCUCCCAACCGGAGGGUGGACAGUCCCGAGCCAGAGAGCAGCAGCCGCAGCCUGUCCUGAGCCUUGUCCGUCCACCUGCAGGGGAGUCUCGCUCCGCCACCCCGAGGGGCCGGAGUCCUCUCUCUGCCCGCUGCCCAGUGCCGACCGCCGCAUUGGAACACCUUAGAAAACGUACUUUCUUUUCAGAAAGUAUCAGUGGAAAUAAAGGCCAGCAGGACUGUGCACUGGCCACACCGGGGUCCACGAGUCUCAAGGGACUAAAGAUUUUUUCCAUUUAGUUUUUUUGAAUACGAAACAUUUGUAUUUUUUUACGUAACAUUUGUGUAGUUGUCAUCAUCAUAACAGUAAUUUGUCUGGAUAUACCUCAAGCUCAGUUCUCCGGAGUGCUGGCAGCGGAGUUAGUGCAGAUAAACCUGUAAUGUCUUGAACUGAGAGUUAAUGUCCUGGCUUUCACAGAGCACUGCAGGAGUGCUGUAGCUGAAACAGCAUUAUGGGGCCACUCGGCCACCCAAGGGCCAAACGACCUGUAAGAGAGUGAUGCUUUUUAACAUUCGAUCCUCCAAUCCUGUUUAACUUUCUUAACCAUCCUGUUAACUGUUAUGUCGGUGCUUUACAACUCAAAUCUUUGGGGGGCGGGGGCUUUUUACACCCCAUUUUUUUUAUAAAACUUCUCAGAUAUUUUUGAGAAGAUUUUUUAAACUGGUGAUUUACAAUGAUUUUCUUUUUUGAGGAUGCAAGAUUGGUGAUGCACGCGCAUUUUUACAGGCAGUGACAUUUCAAGACUUCGGCUACGAUCUUUCCUUUCACUGACUUAACUGCCUGAAACCCCUGAGCAGAAGGGUUUAAUUUCAGGACAAGAGGGCCUCAGAGUCUUUCAGGUUUUCUUCACUGAGCAUUUUAAUACCCGAUGCAGCUCACUAGACCAAUUUAUCCCCUUUUCUCCAGACUGAAGCAGGCGGUGAUUAUAUCAGGAAACCUCUAGGAGGUACUGGACUGUGACAAUAAGUGAACAGAUAUAAAGAUCACUGCCCUGGGUCCUGCACACCCAAUUUUGUUGUUUUUUUUAUGACUGAUACAAAAAUGAUAUGCUGAAAUAUUUUCCUAUUCAGCAGCUCAGGAUUUUUGAAACAAAUGUGAAAUAUCAUUAAGUCUUUGUGCAUGUGCCCUCAAAGGCUGAUAGGUUGGGAAAAAUUAAUUCCACACCAAAGCAACAAUAACCAAGGGACUUUUUUUUUUUUACAAUAACUAAAAUGUAGCCCUGUUAAUGGUGCUUGCGUUAUAUUUUUAUAUUUUUGAAAAAGCUUUGGUCGGGGCUAGGUUAAGGAAAGGAGGUGGUAGGGAAACUUGAAUUUCUGUUAAACUGGGGCAUGAAAAAAUAUCCACUUGUUUAUGUAUAUCUAAAAUAAAUUUUCAUGCUUCCCA
This is a messenger RNA of Lepisosteus oculatus (spotted gar), 3183 nucleotides long. It is a transcript of the gene gmcl1, whose product is annotated as germ cell-less, spermatogenesis associated. Gene Ontology annotation, molecular function: protein binding. Lineage: Eukaryota; Metazoa; Chordata; Actinopteri; Semionotiformes; Lepisosteidae. Gene Ontology annotation, biological process: germ cell development. The record is from RefSeq and is a predicted model, not a curated record.